Corythoichthys intestinalis (scribbled pipefish) is the source of this 1072-nucleotide messenger RNA. RefSeq names its product ADP-ribosylation factor-like 14 effector protein (gene arl14ep). NCBI's taxonomy places the organism in Eukaryota, Metazoa, Chordata, Actinopteri, Syngnathiformes, Syngnathidae. Gene Ontology annotation, cellular component: intracellular membrane-bounded organelle. The record is from RefSeq and is a predicted model, not a curated record. The transcript is spliced from 5 exons. Bases 97 to 762 code for a protein of 221 amino acids.
AAAAAGAACAACGCAAGCGCGUAACUCAUAGAAUCAGCACACCAACAGAAGUACGCAAACGUAGAUGUUUUGCAUCGUUUUGGGAAUAACGAUACCAUGCCCGUCACUUGUGCAUCGGUGGGUUGCAACAAUAAAUUUGUGAAGGGGUCGGAAAUACGAUUUUAUCGGUUCCCACUCAGCAAACCUUCACUUUCCGCAAGAUGGGUUCAGAGUCUUGGGUUGAGAAACUUCAUUCCAAGUGCCAAUACCUGCCUGUGCUCAGAGCAUUUUUCACCAGACUGCUUCAGGGAUUACAAUGGUAAACAGUUUUUGAGAGAGGAUGCCGUGCCAAACGUCUUCACGCAAGUACAGGACUCUUCAAAGAUUGAACUACGAAAACGAGUACCAAUGCCACUACCAAAGGAUAUCAGUGUCACAAAUCACAUGGGACAUCACGGAGAGAGGGACAAAGGAAGAGAAUUCUCAAAUAUACGCAGAGAAAAAAGAGGAGGUUCAAGAGGUGGAAGAGGUGGACGUGGUGGAAAACAUCUUUCUGACAGGCAGAGCAUGGGCAAGAAAGUUUACGAUGGGAAAGGUCGUCUUUUAUCCAACGGCAAGGACAUGUGUGACUGUUUGGAUGUGGAAUGCAUGGGCUGCUUCUACCCUUGCUCUGACUGCGGCUCACGCAAGUGUGGAUUUGAGUGCCGCUGUGACAGAAAGUGGCUUUAUGAACAAAUGGAGGUGGAAGGAGGAGAGAUCAUCCGCAACAAAUUCGCUUUUUAAUAAACUGCCCAUACACUCAAUGGACAGUCUAAUGGACCACAUGGAGCAUUAUGAACAAUUCUACAUGUAUUAAGGUACUGUUUUUUUUAACAUGUGGCGGGAGUAUACACCGAAAUUCAAAUGUUUAGAAGAUUGGUUUGGGCCUAAGUCAUGUAAAUGGAUGACAUCAUGCUAAAAGUUUUUUAUUACAGUGCUCCUUAGGUUGAAGUGUACCUGCUAUUUUCAUAUAAUUUAUGGAGCCACUUUAGUUCCAUUAAAACUUUCAUAUUGUGCCAAUCAUGGUAAAUAAACUUUAUCCCCACUCUUUGCA